GGGGUCAGUCUCUAGAAGGACGAGCAGAUCGACAGGUUGCACGGCGAGGCGCGCGCUAGACUACCAGUGUGUUUCCAUCUGGGGAGGUCCCGCACCGCGUCCCGCAACGCGUUCAUCACGAUGAGGGACUCGCCCUCCGUCACGCUCUCCAGGGAGCUGGUGUACCGCUUCCAGCAACAGAACACGACCGUCACGGCGGCCGUGGUGAGCAGCAGUAGCGGCGGUGGCGGCAAGGGCAGCGGCAGCCACAGCCCCCAGGGGCGGGGCCCCAGUCCACAGCCUUCGUCCUCGUCCUGCUCGUCCAGAGGCGUGCGCGUCGUCACGACGCACGCUGACUCGUCGUCGUCGUCACCAACGCCGUAUCACACCAGCGGGCGCGGUAUGAGUCAAGGCCUCGGCCCUUACGGCCACCAUCACCACCAUCACCACCACCACAUGUUCGGGAGUGGCGGUUCGCCGCUGGGCGAGGACAGCGCGCUAGUGGGGCUGGACCUCUCCGACGACGAGCUGUCGGCGACGCUGGCCCACGCCGCCACGGUGGGCGCCCCCAUGGGUGGGCUGGGCCCUGCCGGGCCGUCCGCCACGCCGCACCAGAUGUCCCUCCCCGGCGCGCUGCCUUCGUGCGCGUACGCGGCGCGGCUCAUG
This is a messenger RNA of Frankliniella occidentalis (western flower thrips), 645 nucleotides long. RefSeq names its product homeobox protein OTX1-like. The annotation marks the transcript as partial. The record is from RefSeq and is a predicted model, not a curated record. NCBI's taxonomy places the organism in Eukaryota, Metazoa, Arthropoda, Insecta, Thysanoptera, Thripidae. The transcript has 2 exons.